Symbiodinium sp. CCMP2592 is the source of this 384-nucleotide messenger RNA. NCBI's taxonomy places the organism in Eukaryota, Dinophyceae, Suessiales, Symbiodiniaceae. The record is from the annotation of a GenBank genome assembly.
AUGGACAAGAAGAAGAAAACCGCCCUCACGAACCAGUGCAAGAACAAGAUUGCCCUGGCUUCCACAAAGCUAGAGGAGUCGAGUGUGCUGCAGGAGGAGAUCGCCGGGGCCAAGGAUAUGUCGCAGCCGAUCCGCGACGGCUUCCUCACGGAUCUCAAGAACCACAAAGAGAGCCUUCAGCAAGCCAGGGACAAGCUGCAGGCUGAGGUGGACAAGGGCUCGGGUGAUCGGCUUCAGGAGCUUUUGGACGAGGUCACACAAAAGAUUACUAACUAUGUGCAGUCGACGAAUGCGAUGAAGAAGAUGUCGGCCGCCAGAUUGCAUUGUAGCAGUACUUGGUCCUCGAGCAUACCUUGGGGUGACAUUGCUUCGAGGGAACCAUAA